Molecule: messenger RNA, 818 nt
Organism: Micromonas pusilla CCMP1545
Lineage: Eukaryota; Viridiplantae; Chlorophyta; Mamiellophyceae; Mamiellales; Mamiellaceae
Exons: 2
Coding region: 32-586 (184 amino acids)
Biological process (GO): translation
Cellular component (GO): ribosome; cytosolic large ribosomal subunit
Molecular function (GO): structural constituent of ribosome
Source: RefSeq, a predicted model, not a curated record
CGCGAGACACGGCGCGCGUCCAUCGUCCACGAUGGCCUUCGUCAUGUCCGCUCAGACUGUCAUGCCCACGGUCGGCGUGCGCGCGCGCGCCAACGCGCCGCGCGCGGCGCCGACGCGCGCGGUCGCCGCGCUCCCGGAGAUGACCGGCAUGAGCGCACACUCGCUCGGACUCCGCCGCGACGGCUCGGAAGGCGUCGCGUCGUUCGGCGUCGAGGCGGGCGGAAAGUGGUUCAUGAUCUCUCACGGGAAGAAGGUCGCGCGCCUGCACCGCCCCGCGGACCAGAGGAAGGCGCUCCUCCGCAACCUCACCACCGACCUGCUCAGGUACGGACGCAUCACGACGACGAUGGCGCGCGCGAAGGCGAUGCGUAAGCCCGUGGAGCACAUCAUCAAGCUCGGCGUGGACGGCGGGGAGCACAAAAAACGCCAGGCGGAGGCGUACGUGUUCGAUAAAGAUCUCGUCGCCGCCGUGUUCGAGGCUGCCCCGGGGAGGUACGGCGAUAGGCCGGGCGGUUACACGCGGAUCGUUCGCACGCUGCGCAGGCGCGGGGACAACGCGGAGAUGGCGAUCAUCGAGCUCGUGUGAUGGCCGUCACGGUAGCGCGUCUGAUUUGAAGUAACGAUUCGAUUCGACGCGAUUGAUUUGGCGGGGGUUAAUUAAUUAGAGCGCGUCCGGGGCGGGAGGUGGACAUCUCUCGUCCCGGACGCGACGAGUGCGCGGCGCGGCGUGUGUACAGACGAGGUAGACGCCGAGAUGAGAUGAUUAUUAGAAGGCUCGUGCGCGAUAUUGUAUUAAACAAUCGAGACGGCCUGUUGCU